AGCGGGGCGCAGGGCUCGCGGUACGUUUUUCGUUGCGAUGGCCCCGUCCUCCUCCUUCCUCGUGCUGACGGUACUCCUGGUGGCCGUGGGCGGCCCACGCGUGGCCCUCUCGUGCCCGAGCCGCUGCCUGUGCUUCCGCACCACGGUCAGAUGCAUGCAUUUGAUGCUGGAGAGUGUACCUGCCGUGUCGCCGCAAACCACCAUCCUAGACCUGAGGUUCAACAAAAUAAAGGACAUUCAGCCUGGCUCUUUCAGAAGAUUAAAAAAUCUGAACACACUGCUUCUCAACAACAACCAGAUAAGAAGGAUCCCAAGGGCUGCUUUCGAAGACCUGGAAAACCUCAAAUAUCUCUAUUUGUACAAGAAUGAAAUCCAAUCAAUUGACAGACAAGCAUUUAAGGGACUUGUCUCUCUAGAGCAACUGUACCUGCACUUCAACAACAUCGAGACCCUGGAGCCGCAGUCGUUCGACCACCUCCCGAAGCUCGAGCGACUGUUCUUGCACAACAACAGGAUAACGCAUCUCGUCCCGGGGACGUUCUCCCACCUGCAGUCCAUGAAGAGACUGCGCCUGGACUCCAACACGCUGAACUGCGACUGCGAGCUCCUGUGGCUGGCAGACCUGCUGCGGCAGUACGCCGAAUCGGGCAACGCGCAGGCCGCCGCCACCUGCGAGUACCCUGCUCGCCUGCAUGGGCGCUCCGUGGCCACGCUCACCGCCGAGGAGCUCAACUGCGAGGUGCCUAGGAUCACGUCGGAACCGCAGGAUGUGGACGUCACCUCUGGCAACACGGUCUACUUCACCUGCAGGGCCGAAGGGAACCCCAAACCCCAGAUCAUCUGGCUGAGGAACAACAACGCCCUCAACAUGCGGGACGACUCCCGGCUGAACCUCCUGGAGGAUGGCACGCUCAUGAUCCAGGACACGCGGGAGACGGACCAGGGCGUCUACCAGUGCAUGGCCAAGAACGUGGCCGGAGAGGUCAAGACGUCGGAGGUCACACUCCGCUACUUCGGGGCUCCGUCCCGGCCCAGCUUUGUGAUCCAGCCCCAGAACACAGAGGUUCUGGUCGGGGAGAGCGUCACGCUGGAGUGCAGUGCGACAGGCCAGCCCCACCCCCGCAUCUCCUGGACCAGGGGCGACCGCACUCCGCUGCCCACCGACGCCCGCAUCACCAUCACCCCCUCAGGAGGCCUCUACAUACAGGAUGUCAGCGAAGUCGACGGGGGCCAGUACACCUGCUUCGCCAGCAACAACAUAGACACCAUCCACGCCACAGCCUACAUCAUCGUCCAAGCCACGCCCCAGUUCACCGUCGCGCCCCAAGAUCAGUCGGUCCUGGAGGGCCAUACGGUGGAUUUCCCCUGCGAAGCCAGCGGGUAUCCCCAGCCGGUCAUCGCCUGGACACGAGGGGGCAGCCCGCUGCCGGCCGACCGGCGUCACGUGGUCUUGUCCACGGGGACCCUGCGUAUCGCCCGCGUGGCCCCCCACGAUCAGGGCCAGUAUGAGUGCCAGGCUGUCAGUGUUGUGGGUUCCAUCAGGACCGCGGUCCAGCUCACCAUCCAGCAGAGAGUAACGCCUGUUUUCACAAAUGCUCCAAGGGACAUGACGGUGGAGUCUGGCACGGAUACGCAGAUUCCGUGCAGCGCUCUGGGAGAACCCGAGCCUGUCGUCACGUGGAACAAGGAUGGCGUUCAAGUGACAGAGAGCGGGAAGUUCCACAUCAGUCCCGAGGGCUUCCUGGAAGUGAAGGAUGUGGGGCUGGCGGACGCGGGGCGCUACGAGUGCGUCGCCCGCAACAGCAUCGGCUACUCCUCGGCCAGCAUGGUUCUCACGGUCCAAGUCCCUCAGGUGAGCCGGGAUGGUGACCUGUUUGUGGCCACGUCAAUCCAGGAGGCCAUCCGCAACGUGGACAGCGCCAUCGACUCCACCAGGAGGCAUCUUUUCGACGGGAAUCCCCGGACCCCAGCGGAGCUCCUAGCCCUUUUCCGCUACCCGCGGGACCCCUACACGGUGGAGCAGGCCCGGGCCGGAGAGAUCUUCGAACAGACCCUUCUCCUCAUUCAGCGGCACGUCAACCAGGGACUGAUGGUGGACACAAACGGCACGGCGUUCCGCUACAACGACCUGGUGUCUCCCCGCUUCCUGGACAUGAUCGCCAACCUGUCGGGCUGCACGGCACACCGGCGCUUCAACAACUGCUCCAACAUCUGCUUCCAUCAGAAGUACCGGAGUCACGAUGGCACGUGCAACAACCUGCAGCACCCCAUGUGGGGCGCCUCGCUCACCGCCUUCGAGCGCCUGCUCAAGUCGGUCUACGACAACGGCUUCAACCUGCCCCGCGGCACCAGCCAGAGGCUGCAGAAUGGCUUCCCGCUGCCCCUGCCCCGCCUGGUGUCGACGACUAUGAUCGGCACGGAAACGAUCACCCCCGACGACCGUUACGCCCACAUGCUGAUGCAGUGGGGUCAGUUCCUGGACCACGACCUGGACUCGACGGUGGUGGCGCUCAGCCAGUCGCGCUUCUCCGACGGGCAGCUCUGCAGCUCGGUUUGCACCAACGACCCGCCCUGCUUCCCCAUUAUGUUCCCGCCCAACGACCCGCGGCAGCUGCGCAGCGGCGCGCGCUGCAUGUUCUUCGUGCGCUCCAGCCCCGUGUGCGGCAGCGGCAUGACCUCGCUGCUCAUGAACUCGGUGUACCCGCGCGAGCAGAUCAACCAGCUCACGUCGUACGUCGACGCCUCCAACGUGUACGGCAGCUCGCGGCACGAAGCCGACGAGAUCCGCGACCUGGCCAGCCAACGGGGGCUCCUGCGCCAGGGCAUCGUGCAACGUUCGGGGAAACCCCUGCUGCCCUUCGCCACGGGCCCGCCCACCGAGUGCAUGCGCGACGAGAACGAGAGCCCUAUCCCCUGCUUCCUGGCCGGGGACCACCGUGCCAACGAGCAGCUGGCCCUGACCGCCAUGCACACGGUGUGGUUCCGCGAACACAACCGCAUAGCGGCCGAGCUGCUGCGGCUCAACCCGCACUGGGACGGCGACACCAUCUACCACGAGGCGCGCAAGAUCGUCGGCGCCCAGAUGCAGCACAUCACCUACAGCCACUGGCUCCCCAAGGUGUUGGGCGACGUGGGAAUGAAGAUGCUGGGCGAGUACCAUGGCUACGACCCCAACGUCAACGCGGGCAUCUUCAACGCCUUCGCCACCGCGGCCUUCCGCUUCGGCCAUACGCUCAUCAACCCCAUACUGUACCGGCUGGACGAUCGCUUCCAGCCCAUCCCGCAGGGCCACAUCUCCCUGCACAAGGCCUUCUUCUCGCCGUUCCGCAUCGUCAACGAGGGCGGCAUCGACCCGCUGCUGCGCGGCCUCUUCGGCGUGGCGGGCAAGAUGCGUGUGCCCACGCAGCUUCUCAACACGGAGCUGACGGAGCGCCUCUUCUCCAUGGCCCACGCCGUGGCGCUCGACCUGGCCGCCAUGAACGUCCAGAGGGGCCGCGAUCACGGCAUCCCCCCCUACAAUGACUACCGGGUCUUCUGCAACCUCACCUCGGCCCAGGACUUUGAGGACCUCAAGAACGAGAUCAAGAACCCGAGCGUGAGGGAUAAGCUGCGGAGGCUCUACGGCACACCUCUCAACGUCGACUUGUUCCCGGCGCUCAUGGCCGAGGACCUGGUGCCCGGCAGCCGGCUGGGACCCACGCUCAUGUGCCUGCUGGUGACCCAGUUCAGACGCGUGCGAGAUGGGGACAGGUUUUGGUACGAGAACCCGGGUGUGUUCAGCCCUGCGCAGCUGACGCAGAUAAAGCAGGCGUCCCUGGCGCGAGUGCUGUGCGAUAACGGGGACAACAUCACGAGGGUGCAGCCGGACGUCUUCGCCAUGGCCGACUUCCCCCACGGCUACGGCAGCUGCGACGACGUGCCCAAGAUCGACCUGCGCAUGUGGCAGGACUGCUGCGAAGACUGUCGGACCAAGGGGCAGUUCAACGCCCUCUCCUUCCACUUCCGGGGCAGGAGAUCUGCCGAGUUCAGCUACGCCGAGCAUAAGCCUUCCGGCCCCCAGGAGAGCCGGGACAACAGGUCCGAGCGUCACGCCGCGGAACCUCUUUUCAAUGUCUCGGUCGCGGCGAAGCCAGGCAUCGAACCCUCCCCGAACGAGUUCCAAGACUUUGUUGCGGACAUGCAGAAGACCAUCACGAGUUUACGGAAGCAGAUUAAGAGGCUGGAAGCCCGUCUGAGCAGAACGGACUGCAGGGACGAGUCGGGCCGGGAGCGCUCCAGCACCGAGCGCUGGAAGAAGGACCCCUGCACCACGUGCGAAUGCAAAGACGCUCAGGUGACCUGCUUCGUGAAGUCCUGCCCCCCGGCGGAGUGCCGGAGCCCGGUGAAGCGAAAAGGAGAGUGCUGUCCGGUUUGCUUGGAGCGGCCGGGGAGUGACAAGUACGGCGUGUGAGAAGUGUCGACACCCCCGUGUGGGACCCUGGGGCUUGCAAUCCCUGUACAGACCUGUAGGGGGCGCUUGAGACACGCCCAUUUUUACAGUUUUAUUUUAAUUUUAAUUUUUUUAAAAAAUUUUAUUUUGGUUUUCAUACCCCCAAGGCUUUGUUUUACCACUGGCAACAAGACAGCAGUUAUUACAAGUCUGUUUCUGGCGGGGGUCUCGACCCCAACGCCCUCUCUUCAGCCCGCGCAUGGGAGCCUGGUGCAAACGGGGAGGCCUUUCGAGGGCCGCUCUCCCCGUCACUAACUAUGCAAGACCCAAACCCUCGAUCGAGGGAGGGGGGAAUCGCACUGCAUCAAGUACGGAAGGGAAGUAGAUAGAACACCGUCGGCCAUAUCGUUCUGCAGAGAAUCUCAGGUUAGACCUUCAGAAAACUGGUGCUACUUCACACCCCCCACCCCUUUAUUAACCGUUUUAGCUACUAAUUACAGCCUUGAAAGUAUUUGUUUUAUUUUUAUUUGCCUUUUUGAUAUGCAGAGCUUCAUAUAUGCAUUCAUUAUGUGCCUUUAAUCAUAAAUCACAUUCGAACAAACCUUUGUAAUUAAAUGCUCUAAAGACGUUUUAUACACAAAAUGACUAGAGUUACUUGGGCUUUUACUAAACGUUGUGGUGCUUUAUACCCAGUAUGAGUAUGUACUUCCCAUUUGUAUUACUCUCUUACACAUGAAGAUAAUGUGAAGACUUUUUUUUUUUUUUUAAAGAAAAAAAAAAAACUUCUGCAAUGCAAUAUCAUCUACUGAUUUAUUCUUCCCAAACUGUUAAAAAAACAUUGCUUGUGAUUUUUUCUUUUUUUAAAAUUUGAUUCAAGCGCAGAUUGAGCAAGUGGCUCAAGCACCUCUCUGACACCCAUGACCCGCGAAGUACAGCGGUGUGUUCUGUUCAUGAGUGCAUUUUCGGUUUACUGUGCACGCGCUGCUCAAACAUAAAACCCCCUCCCCCCCCCCCAACCUUCAUUCCUGAGCUGGUCCAGGCACAUCGGUCCGUUAUCUGGGAAAACAGCUGAGGGCACCUUGAUGCUGCCAUGGGCUCGCUAUCCAGUUUCCCGCCAGCAGGGUAUGGCAUCGCAGCCCGUGACAUUCGCAGAAAGACAAGCCACACCCACUUUGUUCCUCAUGUUUCUCUGAAGCCCUCCCUCCCGCUGUGAUCCGAACAGGACCUCCACGUGAAAUAAGUCGAACGCAAUUAUUCGUCACUGUUGACAGCAGUGUGUCAUCCUGGCCCUGAUGACCAUGUUCUGGUGGUUCUGAUGUCCCCGUUGUCGUGGAGAAGAGAAUGGCCGUGGCGACAGGAGUUCCGGCACCCUGGAUUCCUUUGUGCGCUCGCUCUCUCUCUUUCUCUCCCCCCCCCGUUCUCGAACGUCCGUGGCGGCACUUAUCGUAGGUGACGGUGCUCAGCCUGACCGCGUGCAGACCAACGCCGCUCUCCUCUGCCCCGAGAUCUCUCGCUAACCAAAGCCAUAUGACGGCCCACUGCAAAACACGCUGGUCUUUCAUUGUACACUUUUUUUUUUUUUUGGAAGAGAGCACUGAGCGUAACAGAGGCACAUGUGACACCGACUGCGAACACGUCACAUCAAAAAAAAAAA
Scleropages formosus (Asian bonytongue) is the source of this 6083-nucleotide messenger RNA. RefSeq names its product peroxidasin (gene pxdn). Bases 38 to 4450 code for a protein of 1470 amino acids. The record is from RefSeq and is a predicted model, not a curated record. Gene Ontology annotation, biological process: response to oxidative stress. The transcript is spliced from 23 exons. Lineage: Eukaryota; Metazoa; Chordata; Actinopteri; Osteoglossiformes; Osteoglossidae. Gene Ontology annotation, molecular function: protein binding; peroxidase activity; heme binding.